AUGUCAUCCACUUGGCCUUGGCACUUCAUCACUGUCUCUGAAGAGGAGAAAUCUCAGCGCAGGGAUUUACUUGACUUGCGCGGUGUCAUCGCGCAGGGUUCAAUCCUUGUGGUGAUCAUCGUACUUCGAGUUUACCAAGCCUGGGCCACAGCCCAGAUACCUGGCGAUGCUCCAAAACCGCGGCGUGGCCUAACCUCGUGGUGGGAUCGUCCGUUGGUCACUGGAUGGCUUGAAACCCGGAGACAGUAUCUUGUCUGCGGCGUGUGGUUAUCUUGGCUAGUGGGCCUUGCUGUAUGGAAGAGUGGAGAUGACUAUCUCCAUCUAACCAAAGCCCUGGGCCACAUCGGCCUGUCCCAAGUACCUCUCCAAGUCCUGAUGUCCCCGGCAGCAUACAUCUCAACCACCAAACCAUCCGCAGGAUCAAUCUUCUCCUUCAUCACAUCAAUCUCACAGGCAACCAUAACACCAUACCACCGUCUUUUUGGUCGCGUGGUCAUCUCGCCUCUCCUAUUCGGACACGCUUCUCUUUACCUGCUAUUCUUCGUGCAAUCAAGCCACCCAGAGUUUGGCUCCCUUCUCAGCAAGCGAGUCCGUGAUUUUGACGUACAAUGCGGUCUCCUUGCGUUGUCUACGGCGGUAUCGCUUCUUUUUUUCGUCCGGCCCCGUGGUGUUGCGCGGAAGAGCGGCACUCAGCCGGCUACGUCUAUGCAGGAGCGGAGACGGUCGUUUUAUAUCGGUCAUGUUUUAUUGGUGACUAUUUUGUGUGCUGCUGUUUAUUGCCAUGUUACGCAAGCGCAAAGGUAUAUGCUCCAGGCGCUGGGGGCUUCGGUGAUUAAUGGGGUUUGUUCUUUGGUUUUGGUUCGAUGGGGGGGAUAG
Messenger RNA from Penicillium atrosanguineum, 876 nucleotides. RefSeq names its product ferric reductase-like transmembrane domain-containing protein. The coding region runs from base 1 to 876 and encodes 291 amino acids. Lineage: Eukaryota; Fungi; Ascomycota; Eurotiomycetes; Eurotiales; Aspergillaceae. The transcript has 2 exons. The record is from RefSeq and is a predicted model, not a curated record.